AGCACUGGCAACCGGAACCGGAGUGGAGCUCUGUGGAGUCCGGCUGAGUCGUCCAUUUACUGAAAAUUGCCUCUUCUCUUCAACAUGGCGGACGUAAAGAAAGCGCCCGAGGAAAAGAUCAAAAAGAAGAUCGAUAAGAAGACGAAAAAGGAGCCGAAGGAUGCGUCCAAGAAUAUAAUGCGUGAAGUCCGAAUACGGAAGUUAUGCCUGAAUAUCUGCGUAGGCGAGUCUGGUGAUCGCUUGACCCGCGCUGCCAAGGUCUUGGAACAACUGACUGGCCAGCAACCGGUAUUUUCCAAAGCUCGAUAUACAGUCCGUUCAUUUGGCAUUCGUCGUAACGAAAAAAUAGCUGUGCAUUGUACUGUGCGUGGCGCCAAGGCUGAGGAGAUUCUGGAACGUGGCCUUAAGGUACGCGAAUAUGAGUUAAAAAAGGAAAACUUUUCUGGCACUGGAAACUUUGGUUUCGGCAUUCAGGAGCACAUUGACCUGGGAAUCAAAUAUGACCCCAGCAUCGGUAUCUACGGCUUAGACUUCUACGUUGUACUUGGACGUCCAGGAUUCAAUGUAGCGCACAGAAGAAGAAAGACUGGUAAAGUUGGUUUUCAACACCGUCUUACAAAAGAGGAUGCCAUGAAGUGGUUCCAACAGAAAUAUGAUGGUAUCAUUAUAGCUGGGAAAAAGUAAUGUAUAUGUUGUAAUAUAUAUGCUUUUCUCAUAAAAAAAAAUUUAACAAGAA
Messenger RNA from Wasmannia auropunctata (little fire ant), 736 nucleotides. It is a transcript of the gene RpL11, whose product is annotated as 60S ribosomal protein L11. Bases 85 to 684 code for a protein of 199 amino acids. Lineage: Eukaryota; Metazoa; Arthropoda; Insecta; Hymenoptera; Formicidae. Gene Ontology annotation, molecular function: RNA binding; structural constituent of ribosome. The transcript has 5 exons. Gene Ontology annotation, cellular component: cytosolic large ribosomal subunit; ribosome. Gene Ontology annotation, biological process: translation. The record is from RefSeq and is a predicted model, not a curated record.